Molecule: messenger RNA, 4223 nt
Organism: Trematomus bernacchii (emerald rockcod)
Lineage: Eukaryota; Metazoa; Chordata; Actinopteri; Perciformes; Nototheniidae
Gene: ror2
Product: receptor tyrosine kinase-like orphan receptor 2
Exons: 9
Coding region: 269-3088 (939 amino acids)
Biological process (GO): multicellular organism development; protein phosphorylation; cell surface receptor protein tyrosine kinase signaling pathway
Cellular component (GO): signaling receptor complex
Molecular function (GO): transmembrane receptor protein tyrosine kinase activity; protein binding; ATP binding
Source: RefSeq, a predicted model, not a curated record
GCCGCAGCUCUGUGUUCGCUCUGCGGGCUGAAACACACGGGCAGAAACACGGGAUGACCGCGGUCUGCUGCUCCUCCUGAACCCCCAUCUCUCUCGGUGCUUGAUGCCUCACGUCCUCCGGGGCACGGCUGCUGACUUGGGAAAAGCAGAAGAAGAAGUAGCCUAGUAGAAUAAGUAGAAGAAGAAGCCAGAUCCCCAAACUGGAUGCAAUUAUCUCCACACUUGUUUUUGAUCUGUUGCUGCGCUGCAGUGAGUGAAACCUGGCGCUAUGACCCCCUCCAUGAAGAGUUUGCUCUGGAUGAUGUUUCUGUUUCCAACUCUCAGAUGUGACGGGGAUCUACUUCCUGCGGUGGAUGCAGACGCUGUCGCUGAAGCUCAGAGUGGAGCUGCACCCACAGCUGACACUCCUCAUGGAUACUUCCUGGAGUUUCAGGAGCCGGUGAACAACAUCACUCACUUCCAGGGCCAGACGGCCACGCUGCACUGCAGGGUGACGGGGAACCCCCGGCCCUCCAUCCGCUGGCUGAAGAACGACGCCCCGGUGGUCCAGGAGCAGGGCCGCAUCACCAUCCGGAAGAUCGAGGCCGGGUCCAAGCUGCGGAUCCAAGACCUGGACACCACGGACACCGGGUACUACCAGUGUGUGGCCUCCAACUCUCUGAAGGUCAUCUCUGCCACCGGGGUGCUGUACGUCAAACUGGGACAGAUGCCCACAUCUAGCCCAGAUGAAACGCUUCCUGACAAAGGUUUCUGCCAGCCGUACCGAGGCAUUGCCUGCGCUCGCUUCAUUGGAAACCAGAGCAUCUAUGUGGAGUCUCUUCAGAUGCAGGGGGAGAGUGAAAACCGCAUCACAGCUGCCUUCACUAUGAUUGGCACCUCCACGCACCUAUCGGAUCAGUGCUCCAUGUUUGCCAUCCCGUCCUUCUGUUACUACGUGUUCCCGCUGUGUGACGAGGGGUCCCGGACCCCUCGCAGGCGGCAACUCUGCAGGGAUGAGUGCGAGGCCCUGGAGAACGACCUGUGCUACACGGAGUACACCAUCGCCCGCUCCAACCCCAUGAUCCUGAUGCAGAUGGAGCUGCCCAACUGCCCCCUGCUGCCUCGAGCCGGCACCUCGGAGGCCGCCUCCUGUAUGAGGAUAGGAGUGCCGCAGGACAAACUGGGUCCAUAUAACCCCACAGACCACAGCUGCUAUAACGGCAGUGGAGACGAGUACAGAGGCACGGUCAGCGUCACGAAGUCGGGUCAUCACUGCCAGCCGUGGAGCGCUCAGUACCCUCACAGCCACCACCUCUCCCAGGAGCACCCUGAACUCUGGGGGAGUCACAACUUCUGCCGUAACCCAGGGGGGAGCAUGCAGGCGCCGUGGUGCUUCACCCUGGACCCCCAGGUCAGGGUGGACCUGUGCGACAUCGAGCCCUGCAAUUCUCCGGAGAGCCCCAGGAAGGAGAUCUUGUUUAUUCUCAUCCCUGCCAUCGCCAUCCCAUUGGUCAUCGCUUGCCUCUUCUUUCUGGUUUGUUUGUGUCGCAAUAAACAAAAGGAAUCAACGGACACUCUCCUCCGCGGCCAGCUGAGCGGAUCACCGAGUCCCGACAUGGAGCUUUCCCAGCUCGCUCAGCAGAAACACCAGGCCAAGCUGCGGGAGAUCAACAUGUCGGCAGUGCGCUUCACGGAGGAGUUGGGCGAGGAUCGGUUCGGGAAGGUUUACAAAGGUCACAUGUAUGGCACCGUCCCUGGAGAGCAGACCCAGGUGGUGGCCGUCAAAACGCUGAAGGACAAGGUGGAUGCCACUCUCUGUGAGGAGUUUCGCCACGAAGCCAUGAUCCGCUUCCACAUACAGCACCAGAAUGUGGUCUGUUUGCUGGGCGUUGUCACCAAAGAGCAGCCGAUGAACAUGGUGUUCACAUAUUCAGGGCUUGGAGACCUGCAUGAGUAUCUGGUGGUUCGCUCCCCCAACUCAGACGUCGGCAGUUCAGACGACGACAGGACAGUGAAGUCCACGCUGGAGCAGGCAGACUUCCUUCACAUCAUCACCCAGGUUGCUGCAGGAAUGGAGUACCUUUCCAGCCAGCAGAUAGUCCAUAAAGACCUGGCUGCAAGAAACAUUCUGGUCUUUGACAAACUGAGCGUCAAGAUCCUGGAUCUGGGUCUAAUCAGAGACGUCUACUCUGCUGAUUACUACAACCUCAUGGGGACAAACCCCUUCCCCAUUCGUUGGAUGGCCCCAGAAGCUAUUAUGUACGGAAAGUUGUCCACCGACUCGGACAUCUGGUCUUACGGUGUCCUGCUGUGGGAGACGUUCAGUUAUGGUCUGCAGCCGCACUGUGGCUACUCCAACCAGGAUGUGAUCGAGAUGGUGCGCAGCCACCAGCUCCUGCCCUGUCCGGAUGACUGCCCGUCCUGGAUCUACACCCUGAUGCUGGAGUGUUGGAGUGAAUUCCCAGCGAGAAGGCCUCGCUUCAAGGACAUCCACACACGUCUGCGCUCCUGGGAAAACCUCUCCAACUAUAACAGCUCUGCUCAGACUUCUGGCACCAGCAACACAACGCAGACCAGCUCUCUGAGCACCAGCCCUGUGAGCAACAUCAGCAUGAGCACAGCGAACGCAUCACGCUACACCAGCCCUAAGAAGAGCAUGCCUUUCCACCAGCCACAUUUCAUGCCCAUGAAGGGUCCAAUGCAUCGGCCAAUGGUUCCCCAGCAGCUCUACAUCCCUGUCAAUGGAUAUCACCCCAUGCCAGCUUACCCAUACAUGCAGAACUUUUACCCCAUGCAGAUGCCAAUGCCCAUUCCCCACCAGCAGAUGCACCACCAGCCACAGAUGGUGAGCAAACCUGGGUCUCACCACAGUGGCAGUGGAUCCACGUCCACAGGAUAUGUCACCACCGCCCCCUCCAACACCUCCGUCACAGAGAGAGCGGCUCUGCUGAACGACGACUCCAAGACCAACGACGAGGACUUGGCCAACAUGGCGCCCCAGGAAGAGUUAGACCAAAACAAGGACUCGUUAGUGCCUGAAACCGAGCUGCUGGGCGACAAUGACCCCACACAGACUGAUGAACUGGUGAUACACUUGUCAGACACAUAAGUGUGGAGCUCUCUGAAGAAGAGAAGAGCGGAAAUAUCCUGUGAGCUCUGCUUGCCAAAUAUUCAAUAAGCAGCAUGAAGUGAAGUGAGCAGUUUGGCAGUGACUGAAUGUUUUUUAUACAUUUCUUUGACAGUACUGAUGCAUUUGUGUGUGUCAGGUUUGCACCCGUCAAACUAACGUGUCAACAACGAAGCAAAAUCAUACAAUCUUUUUCUAUAUUGUUGAUAUUCAGAGGAAUUUAUGUACUUGCCGUUGCUGUGCAACACAGAACAUUUUCUUACUCACAACUACUUCAUGGGCGCCUUGAUUUUUGCCUUAUCUGAUGCACAUGUUGCCGCGUGUUUCACUCGCCAGAAAGGCCAUUCACUGAGAGGCUGUAAGGGCAAACUAAUGCUACACCCCCCUCCCACCUCAGAUAGCACACCCCUCUAUCAAGCAUCUAUCCCUACAAGAAGGAACAGGAAGUGAGAUGAUUAAUCCCACACACUUUCAAUACCAGUUGUGUUUACUGGAAACCAGAGGUGAUGUAGUGGUGACUAAAGGACAAUUUUUUUUGUUUUUUUAGGUUAUUAUUCUAUGGUAUUUGGGAUCAUAGUCAACUGAAUGUAUAAUUAAUAGACAUGCUAGUGGAGAAAACUAUCUUUGGGUAACCUUGGUCAUAGUUAUACUCACUGGGAUGUAUUAAGGAAUUGACCUCCAUCAAACAAAACAACGAAUAAGAAACAAGAAUCUUUUUUUUUUCAAAGUUCCCUCAUGACUCCUUUCCCACAGGGUUGAUUCUUUUAACAUCAACUUUGAUAACCAAACAAAUUGUACAGAUUUGUAAUUUAUGUACUUUGGUUUUGGACAUUUUAUUUGUUUAUAAUUGUUCUACUAUGCCUGGUGUUCGUACAUCGUCCUUUUCACCACAUGUUUGCUUUGUUUAAGUAGUUCUUUGCUUACCAUAUAAUGUGUACAUCCAUGAACGGGGUAUCCAAUAAAGUCUCAUACAUCAAACUGUGUAUUUUCCAGGAAGUAAUGUCACUAAAUUAUCCUUUGUCACAAUGUCCAGUGAAGGUACAUUAAGCCAACAGAUAUACUUUGUAGUGAAGAAACACUUGUAUUGCUAAAACUAAUAAAAAAACAUUAAAGGGGA